Molecule: messenger RNA, 5425 nt
Organism: Dreissena polymorpha
Lineage: Eukaryota; Metazoa; Mollusca; Bivalvia; Myida; Dreissenidae
Product: secernin-3-like
Exons: 6
Coding region: 372-1649 (425 amino acids)
Biological process (GO): proteolysis
Molecular function (GO): cysteine-type exopeptidase activity; dipeptidase activity
Source: RefSeq, a predicted model, not a curated record
GAAAUAAUUCGCGUUCAGAAUAAAUCUGAACGCUGAAACUCCGGUCUGCAAAAACCAUAACGAAAAUUAAAUACAAUACUAUUAUAUCAAUAUGCUUAAAAUUGCAAAAGAACAUAACCAACUCAUAAAGUUUUAGUUAAUUAGUCCAUUUUUACCUCAAAUAGCGUCGAAUUGAAGUUAAAAGGCAUAAUUUGUUUCAGUUAAACUUCUGCUUAAAUCGCAAUACAAUCACUGACCUCUCGCCAUGUUAUGAAAUAUUUAAAUAUCAACCAAUCAGAAGAAGGCAUACGGUGUAAUAGGCUGCGUUAUCGAUUAAAAUCUACCUGCCGUAUAUAGCGGGCACAGCGAUUGGAAUUGAAAAUAAUUCCGCAAUGGACAAAUUCCCAUUAUCCUGUGACACGUUUGUAGCACUGCUGCCAGCUACAGCCAGUGGCUAUGUGAUCUUCGGCAAGAACUCUGACAGGCCGGACAAUGAGGUUCAAGAAGUGAUCUACCGGCCCGCUGCAAGUUUCCAACCAGGGGAGAAAUUGCAGUGCACCUACAUAGAGGUGGAUCAAGCGCUGAGCACCAAUGCGGUGAUCCUCAGCAAACCAGCCUGGAUGUGGGGCGCAGAAAUGGGGGCCAACGAGAAAGGCGUUGUCAUAGGUAACGAGGCAGUGUGGACAAAGCUGAAUGGAGCCGAGGAUUACACUGAGUGCCUUCUGGGAAUGGAUCUCUUAAGGCUAGGCUUGGAACGCGGGUCAAGUGCCCGUGAAAGCCUGGAGGUGAUCACAGCACUGUUGGAGACCCACGGUCAGGGUGGAGCCUGCGCAGAGGGUGGAGACAUGUACUACCACAACAGUUUCAUUAUUGCUGACUGCACAGAGGCCUGGGUGCUGGAGACGGCCGGAAAAUUGUGGGUUGCAGAAAGGGUCACAGAAGGGGUGAGGAACAUAUCAAACCAGUUGACAAUCACUACAAAAUAUGACCUGUCUUCCCCAAAUCUGGUCGAAAAGGCAACCGACCUCAAACUGUACAAACCUGAAGAUGGCGAGUUUAACUUUGCAAAAGUUUUUGACCAGGAUUCCAUGUCCAGUGUUAUUUCACGAUUCUGUAACGGCCGAAAAUUGAUGAAGAAAUAUGCAGAGAAUGGUACCUUCUCAGUGACCGACAUGAUGAACAUACUCCGGGACACGGACAGCGGCAUCAACAGGCAAUCUGGCACCUGCGGUAGUCAGGUCUCCAUGUUACCUAGCAACGGCACCUCUGCCUCCAUAGCAAUGGGCAUGCCUUGCUGCCAUUGGUUCACGGGCAUUCCCGACCCAGCAGUCAGCAUGUUUAAGCCGUUCAUAUUCACGCCUAACGUUUCGAUUGGUCACUUGACGACGUCGCCCGAUCACGGUGCGGACGAUCCUGCCAGAAAACAGCCGAGGUUUGGAGGCAAGGUCGAGCGAAGGCAUCCCCUUUAUAUUGCACACGAGAAAUUGCUGACAUUGCAAGUUCAGAAUGAGGCCAAGGCUUCAGCGAUAAUUAAGAAUGUUCGAGAUUUGGAGUUAAAUUGUGUCGCCGAUAUGGAUGAGGUGCUGAAAUGCUUUGAUGAAUCGUCAUAUUCUAAGGUGAAUGAAUUGUUCGCACAUAUGUCUAAUAUGGAGUCAAAUUUUUAUAAAUAGAUAGGUUUAUUUUUAUCGCAAGAAUUGUUACUUUUUCUAUGUAAUAGAAAACCAAUCUAGUCUAUAGCAUCAAGUGAUAUUGCUUACAUGUUUUUAAGAGGUGAAUAUCUGCAUAAUAUUUUUCUUGUGCGCUAAAUGUUGCAUUGAAGUUCUUUACAUUGAAGACCAUUGUACGUGUGAUUGAUCUUAAAAGGGCCUGUUAUCAUCAAACACUUUUUUGACAUAAGAAUAAAUAAAAAUCUGAGUGAACACAUGAAUGGUCAAAUGUUUUGCUACUUUUAAAAUCAUGUACAAGGUUUAUCAUACACAUACGCAACUUUGUUUUAUCAUAGUCUAUGGUUUAGUUUGACUACACUUCAACACCGUUAUUUCGAAGUCGUCGGAACCGUUAAAAAAACUUUGGAUUAACGAUAAUUUGAAAUAAACAUUUGACAGAAGACUUCUUUGAUUCCUUAAAAAUAAAACGUUGUAAAAUUCGCAUGGCUUGGUUACAGGCUUACUUAAAAACGUAAACUAUUCAGAUAGCAAUAUAUUUCUACUCGUAACAAACGGUGGAAUAAAACGAUUCUUUUUCUUGUUUUUAUUUUUCUCUAAUUACAGAACAUAUAAAAUAAAACGAAUAGCACAAAUUUCAGACAAACAUACAUAUGCAUACAUUUUCGGAAAUGAAUUUGUAAACAAUUAACUAAAUGUUAGACUAAUAUGUACAUGUACUAGCUUUUGUAUUUUAAUUUUACAAAACCUUGUUACCACCCUAGAUGUUACAAGUAUGACUCAAUCUAGAUCAUACUUGGUCAUGUUGUUAGUUUAGUGUAACCCUUUCAGUGCGGGAACCGAAUUUUGAAGGCUUUUGCAAACAGUUUGGAUCCAGAUGAGACGCCACAGAACGUGGCGUCUCAUCAGGAUCCAAACUGUUUGCUAUUCUGAUAAUAUUCUUUGAAAAAAAUCUAAGAAAAUGCUAAUUUUAGAAAUUCAGCAGACGACAUUUUAGCAGACGACAAAUUUCCCAGCAUGCAAAGGGUUAAACCUAUUCAUUUUACCUCAAUUACAUCGAUAGCCUAUGGCUGAUUGAAACGCUAUCCAUUCCGUUUCCUGGGACAUAGAACCAGUACUUGGUGUCUUUGGGGGAGAUUUAAAAAACUCUCCCACAGUGGGGAUCGAACCUGUGACCUAUUGGUUGCUAGGUAGACACCAUAUCCACUACUCCAUGGCAACCUUGGUCAGAAUUUUCAUUUUGACACUAUCAAAUCUGAUGAUUAAUUGGGGUUACAUGUGCUGAAAACAAGGUCACCCGUUCAAAUUUAAUUAAGGUCCCCAUGGUGAAAUGGAUAUGGUGUCCACCUAGCGACAAGGAGUUCAUGGGUUUAACCCCACUAUUGGAGAGAUCUUUAGAUCUCCCCCAAAGACACUAAUUACAAAAUGUACUGGUUGCUAGGCCCAGGAAAUGGAUUUAAGAGCAUUUCAAUAAACCUAGAGUUUUCAAUGCAAGAGAGCAAAAAUAAAUGGGUUUAAACUAAAUCUAAGAAAAACCUUUUUACCAAUCUAGAAAUAAAUUAAGUUUAUGUUAAAUGUGGGAAAACUCUUGAUGAUAUGGUAUAUGAAAGUUCUGUUUACAUGUGUAUGCUUUUGUGGUAUUGUGGUUAAAGGUCCAGUAAAUUUGACAUGAUCAUAGUUUUGAGACAAGAGUGGAUUUUUUAAGCAUCCAUGCCCUAUGGACACAUGUCUCAUUCAUGUAGGUCUAUUCUAUUGUUCUCUUAUUCUUAUAAAGUCGGUACUUCUAACAGGUCAAGUCUUCAAGGCCUGGUGAUGUAAAAUAAAUUUUAGCUUAAGGAAAAUGGUAUCUUUUUGUUUUGUAUUUGCUGUUUUUGUUUUUGCUGUUAAGGGUAUCCAUCAACUAUGUGAAACAGAAAAAUAGGUGAAACAUUUUCCCUUUAAGACUAUUGAAUAUGUGGCAAAAAUCUGGGGAAAAUUAGGAAAUUUGAGGAAAAGGUUAAAAAAAUCCUUGAUAAAAAAUGAAUUAAAAAUUGAAGUGUAGAAUUUGUAAUUAAAGAAACAUAAUUAUAUGUGUUUUGCAACUAAAAGUGAGUUAUAAUUAAACUUUCUCUACGGAACCUAAUAUUACUUUUGAAAAAAACAGACAAACAUCAAGAAAUUUGAUUUGGCCAGUCUGUUGUUGUUUUUCUUGUUGUUGUUGUUGUUUGUAAUUACCGGUAUGUAAGAUAUAGCAGUGUAUAUUUUGUGCUAAAAGGGUAAUGUUUCUUUAAAUGCAAAUUUAUUUAAGAUGAUGAUGAGGUUUUAAGGUGAUUUGACUGAAAGUGGUGACAUUUUUUGCUAUAAGCAUCUUGUAUGAAUUAAUUUUGGUGUUGUUAAUAUUAUAAACAGUGUUUACUUUUGUUCAGGUUGUUUGAUGAUGAUGCAAAGUUGCUUGUUGGAAAUUGAUCACAACUCCUUAUUGCUUCUUUAUAAAGUACCAGUAAAAGGUACUCUCCCAAUGAGAAAAAACUACUAAAUUUCCGAUUUUCUUCUAAAAAAUUCCCGAAAGGAAAGAAAAAUUUCGUCAAUUUUCUUCCAAACUUGCAUUAUCUUCAAAUGAAGAAAUAAAAUGAGUACUCAAACUUAACAUUUCAAGCCAAAAUGCAUGUAAAUGAAUGUUUGAAUUUUUUGUGCAAUUUAUACCAAGCAAUUUAAAAGACCCAAAGUUCCCAAACAGAAGAUUACAUGGUGCAAAUUUUCUUAAUUUUAGGGUUUUUCGAUAUAUUUUUUCACAAAUUUGUAUGGUACAGGUACUUUUCCCAAUUGGGCAAACAAAUCACUGGAUCACAACUGAGGUAUACAUGAAAAGAGCCGUUAGUCAUGUGAAAUACAUACAUCAAAUAAUGUUAACUUUUGUGUGUCAAAGAAUUAUUUCUUUCCAUCUUUUCUUGAACUAAAAUUGCAUGAGAAAUUGAACGUUCAUUGAAUGGUGGGUAGAUCUUUACAUUCAUACUCUUUUAACAAGUCAAAAAGGAAGCUAUGUGUCUUGAUGUUUUCUGAAAAAAUGUGAUAAUAAAUGCUUCAUUUUCUGAUCAAACUCAAAACACAUUUCUUUAAUUAAUCUUUGAACAAAUGUUGGGACAAUUUAUUUGUAUGUUUUCUAAUGGGAUAUGAAUGAAAAAUAUUUUGGCUUUCCCAUUUCAUAAUGUGACUUAUUUGUUUGGUGUUAUUGUAAAGCUACAGAUGUUUGCUAUGUUGUUGCAAUUUAUUUAUUUAUUGUUGAUACAGUUUUAAAGAUAUUUUAAAUUUUUCUUGGUAAAUCAUCUAUUUGGGAAAAAACAGGGUUGAGUUAAAACUAGAUUAUCCCCUGGCCAAGAUUUCUUGGUCCCAUUAUCAAUACAAUCGUCACAUUUGUGAGCUAUUUACUUCUGUUGCUACAGUGUAUUCUACAGUUAUUUCUACUUGUCUAUACUAUUUCCAUCUUUAAUUUAAAAACAAAUAAAGUACGAACUAUUUGAAACAUUCAACCCAAACAACAUACAAAAGCCAUGUAUUUUAUAACAAUAGGUUUUUCCCAUUGAAGAAAUGACAUAACUUUAAAUUGAUAUCACAUGAAUUUACGAUAGUUUUUAACCUUUUCUGUGCACUGACAUGUCCAAGUCUAAAUAUAUUCGAUUGGUAAUCUUCACUGUAGAUCAGUACUCGACAUCAAUGAGUUUACUUUGCUGUUAAACUGAUAUUGUCAUCGUCAAAUGUUUGUACCAUUAUCGUAACUAUUAAACCGAAUAAAACAAUAAAAUAUA